AUGGCGAACCUGCAGAGCCAGCCGAGUCUUGCGAGUACAUUACCAACUAACCUACCGGUGACCUUUAUGAAGGAAAUUACCAAGGAUUUCUCUGUUGACCGAGUACUUGGUCAAUCUGUUUUUGGAACAGUUUAUCAGGUUAAAGUUAAACAGGGUGUUCUUCCAGAAGGAGGCCGCAUGAUUGCUGUGAAGAGGCUUGCUGAAAACGCACCAGUGCCGGCUGGCAUAACAUUUGGAACUGAGGUUACAAAUCUUAUGGCACUUAAACACGAAAAUAUUGUAGAGCUGGUUCACUACUGCCAUGAGUCGCAGAAGAAAGUCGUUCAGCAUAAUGGAAGAUAUGUGAUUGUGGACGUCAUCGAAAGCUGUCUUUGCUACAAAUAUCUACCAAAGUUGAGUCUUGACAAAUAUGUUUAUGAUGAGCAAAUAAUGUACAAGCACCCAUUACUGGAUCCAAAUGGCCUUCAGCAAGUAAAAGCAUGCAUUAUAAUUGGACUAAAGUGUGUGGAGGCUGAUCGGAACAAGAGGCCUUCCAUAGCGGAUAUUGUUGAUAAACUCAAUGGGAAACGUGUACCAAUUUUUGACCAGGUCUCCCUUCCCAGCAUGCAUGAGACCUUGUCUUUCCAAGGAUAA
Molecule: messenger RNA, 633 nt
Organism: Miscanthus lutarioriparius
Lineage: Eukaryota; Viridiplantae; Streptophyta; Magnoliopsida; Poales; Poaceae
Source: the annotation of a GenBank genome assembly